This is a messenger RNA of Puccinia triticina, 1185 nucleotides long. RefSeq lists its product as uncharacterized. Gene Ontology annotation, biological process: fatty acid elongation. Gene Ontology annotation, molecular function: oxidoreductase activity. Gene Ontology annotation, cellular component: endoplasmic reticulum. The record is from RefSeq and is a predicted model, not a curated record. Lineage: Eukaryota; Fungi; Basidiomycota; Pucciniomycetes; Pucciniales; Pucciniaceae. The transcript has 3 exons. The coding region runs from base 1 to 1185 and encodes 394 amino acids.
AUGGCUAGAUCCGUUCAAGCGGAACUGCUAAAUGUCAGCGCGACACCAGGCUCGAUUUUAUUAUGUUCAUUAAGCUUGAUCGGCCUCUGGACGGUCGCCAAAUAUCAACUAUCUUUCCUGAGGCUUUUGUUCUGUUUUUCGCCAUUGUCGAAGCCUUUCAAGAUCUCAUUAGAGUCCUUAAAGGCCAACCUUUUAUUGAAAAACAAGGGUCGACAAACUCAAGCGUUCGGACAGGACGAAAAAGAUCGAAAGACGACGGCGGGAACAAAGAACUGCUCAUCAUGGGCGGUCAUCACCGGGCCCACCAAUGGGAUUGGUAGGGAAUUUGCAAUCGAGUUAUCCAAGGCGGGCUUCAACCUAUUCUUGAUCGGUAGAAAUCUCAACAAGUUGACGAGUCUACAAAACGAGCUAAUGACGGACGUGAACCAAUCGAUCGAGGUUGAGGUUGAGACGAUCGACCUCUCCGACAACCAACGUGAUUUCACAGAGCCUCUCAACGUGCCGGUUCAAGAACAGAUCCAGGGCAAGGAUUGGAAGAAAAUUCUCGAGAAAUUGAAGGCGAUUUCCCGCCGCUCGAACAUCUCAAUCCUCAUCAACAAUGCUGGUCUAUCCCACUCCGAACCGAUCGAGUUCCAGAUGAACGAUCUCGACCAAGACAUCAACUCGCUCUUAAAUGUCAACAUCUUUUCCGUCCUCUACCUUACCAAAUUAGUCUUGCCCUUUAUGCUACCCUACAAGAAAGGUUUGAUCCUCAACGUCGGUAGUUUUAGUGCGCUUAUCCCUACACCCCUCCUAUCGACUUACGCCGGCUCUAAGGGUUUCUUAUACACCUGGUCUCAAGCCCUCGGGACUGAAUUGGAACCCAAAGGGAUCGAUGUCAAGCUUUUAAACACCUACUUCGUUGCAUCAGAAAUGUCGAAGAUCAAGAAAGCCACCUUCCUAAUCCCAACUCCAAGCAACUACGUCAAACAAGUCUUAAACAACCUCGUCUCGACAAACUCCAAGCCCUUCAUCACCACCGGCUACUUCUCUCACAGUCUACUUGAAUACUUCUUGGACCAUUUCGGUACCCUCAAGUUCUGGUUGAAGUUCAAUCUUAACAUGCAACGUUCGAUCGUCAAGCGCAUCCAAAAAAAGAAAGAACGCAUCCAAAAACAACAACUACUAAAACAACCAUCUUUUUAA